UUUCACCUGUUAAGAUGCGUAUUUAUUGCCUUGUUUUCAUUCUGCAAAAAGAGACAUUGAAGCUUUCUCUUGUGUCCGUUGAAGGAGCGGUUUAGGCAGCUAUAUCACCGUGGAUUGCUGCUACAGGCUCUGUCUGAAAACAUGGCAAGAAUAAAAGAGAAUCCCUGUGGCCUGUCCCAAGAGGUGACCCUGGCCGUGUUACCCAGACUGUACAUGGAAGAGGUGGUGACAGAGCUCAGGAGAAGGAACAUCAGUCCAGACACCGACACCGCGGGAAACUGUCGGGAACAUCUGCUGAGGAUUCUGCAGGACGUGAUGGAACAAGAGUACCGCGGGGCGGUCACAGGAGCGAGCUCAGAUCUGGGCAGCAGUUUGGACGUACUCCACUUGCCACAGGGAGAGGCCACAGCUGAAUGUAAUCCUCAAAACAGUACAACAAGAAACAUACAGGCUACUUCGUCUGACCCUUGCAGCCUACUAGACUUGGAAGAUUCGGACUUAAGCAAUGAUGGGGUGGAACAAAGUCAGCGUGCUGUUCAAAAACAAAACAGCAGACAGAAUGACAGCGUGACAGCUGAUGCUGUACCUGUCAGCGUCACUGUCAAUGAGAAUUUUGGCUGGAGUAUCUCAUCGAAAGAUAGCUCAACAGCUAGACGGAGCACUGAAAGAGAUGAGUUUGAUAACACAGUGCAACAUAGACAGUCCUGUGGGUUGAAACGGGAACCGGUUGAUCAAAACAGAGACGGUACGUCUGAAAAUGUGAUUGACAGGUGUCGCAAUUGUAGCUGCAGUUUUCACCGCGAUCCCAACAUUCCCACUGUCAUGGCGGAGGACUUGUUCGCGUCAUUUGGGAAUGUCGUGGAACAGGGACAAAAUGAGAACUUUGGUCUCGUGCUUCAUGAACUGGUGAAACAGGUCGCGGAAAAUCGGAGGGCGAUUCAAGAGAUUCGCGAUCAACAACAGCAGCGACUGCACGAGCCUGAUGUACAUGUAUACGGAGGCCAGGAGGAGGAUCAAAAUGGAAGAAGUAGAAAAAGACGCAAAACCACACACAAGUUCAAGGUGCCUGAUAACAAGUGUAGAGAUGAUGUGAGGAAGAUAUACAAGUCUCUCCUGGAAGGGGACAAUGAUUUCAACGGCUUCAACUUGAAUGAAACACUGACUUCCAGGUACAACCAGCAGGUACUCCAGACCCUGCACUGGGAGAUCGCCAAAGAGUACGGUGGGGAGGAGAAAUGUCCCUUUUCACCAAUGGAAGUUAAAGAUGCAGCAAGACGUUACUACCGAUCCCAGAGGGACGACAGAGUACGGCGAGAGAAAGGGAAGCUCAUGGCACACAGGAACGCUAUGAGGAAGGAACAACGACUCAUGCAGAAAGUGCACCGUAGGAGGAAGGCUUUGGAGAAAUGCAAGGACUCAUGGUCAGACCGUACUAAGCAGAUGGCGGCUGAGAUCCUGGCCAAGCCGUACCAGUCCUCUGAGUCGAGCGGUGAAGAGACCCAGGACCCCCCGCGGUUCACCGUGAGACGUCUCCCGUGGGAGUCCACCGCCCUGCGGAAACUGAAGGACUCGCUGGACGAGAUUUGCCCUCAGCGGGGGGCUGCUCGGGUACUGUCUAGUGAUUUCUCUGACAGAACAGUACCUGAAGGGACCCCCCCAUGGGCUGUGAAGGGGGUUUACCAGGGAGACUUGGAAGAAAGUAUGUCCGACAGUCUAGAAGACUAAAAAAAUGUCUUUAAGUCCAAAACAGCAUUUUUGUAGCAAUAAUUCAGCAAUAAUAUUUGUUUCAAUGUAAAUCUAUCUAACUGUCUAUAAUCAGUGAAUUACUGGCCAAUUAUUUGUUUUAGU
This is a messenger RNA of Branchiostoma belcheri (Belcher's lancelet), 1848 nucleotides long. RefSeq lists its product as uncharacterized. The record is from RefSeq and is a predicted model, not a curated record. Lineage: Eukaryota; Metazoa; Chordata; Leptocardii; Amphioxiformes; Branchiostomatidae. Bases 142 to 1725 code for a protein of 527 amino acids. The transcript is spliced from 6 exons.